AUGCCAAACUGGAAAGACGAGUAUCUCUCGUCCCUGAAGGAUGCUGAGCUUCAGAAUCCCGUGAACAUGGAGCUGGUCCAAACAUGCUCACAGAUGGCCGAUCGCAUAUCUGCCCUCGAGGCCGAAAAGGCAGCACUGGAAUCUCAUGUCUCAAACGUUAAUACUAGCAAGCCAGUUCCAGGGUCAAAAGCUGGGGAGACACCUAGUGCUGAAGACCCUGGCGUCGCUCAGCUUCGUCUCGAUCUGGCCGAGACUCUCCGGUCCAAAGGUGUAGCAGAGAGUCGGCUACGGACGGCAGAGGAGGAACUCAGCAAACUACGAACCAAGUCCAAAGAUGAUUCACGUUGCAUCAGAGAUUUUACAGCUGAGCGGGCCUCACUCACAACCAGGUUAAAGGACCGAGAGCAUGAAAUACGGGAGCAACGAAAGCUACUCGAGCAAGUACAGGAUGAAAUGAUUACCUUGAAUCUUCAAAUGACCGUGGCUGAAAAGGAAAGAGAUAAGGUCAAAAAGGAGAACAAGGAAUUGGUCGACCGUUGGAUGAAGCGCAUGGCCCAGGAGGCCGAGGCCAUGAAUCUUGCCAACGAGCCACUGUUCGACAAAUAG
Messenger RNA from Pochonia chlamydosporia 170, 606 nucleotides. Its product is annotated as autophagy-related protein 16. The transcript is spliced from 3 exons. The coding region runs from base 1 to 606 and encodes 201 amino acids. The record is from RefSeq and is a predicted model, not a curated record. NCBI's taxonomy places the organism in Eukaryota, Fungi, Ascomycota, Sordariomycetes, Hypocreales, Clavicipitaceae.